Messenger RNA from Monopterus albus (swamp eel), 2396 nucleotides. RefSeq names its product chloride intracellular channel 5b (gene clic5b). The transcript is spliced from 6 exons. The record is from RefSeq and is a predicted model, not a curated record. Bases 264 to 1037 code for a protein of 257 amino acids. Lineage: Eukaryota; Metazoa; Chordata; Actinopteri; Synbranchiformes; Synbranchidae.
CGACCUGGGCCAACGCUCAGCCUCACGUGCAGGACAUAAACUAGGGAGAAAAUCAUCUACACUGGCCCAAAAGGUGGUGGAAGUCCUGAAUCAGGGAGAAGAAACUCAAGGAGAGCUGAACCAAGACACGGUUCUUCAGGUGUCAGAGACAGGAUAGUAUCAAAGAAGAUAUCUGGGUUUUUCAUCAUUUUCUGGAGGAUGUAGGGCUCCAAGGAUAAGAAAAAGGACUAAAAUAACACAGGUAACAGUCAAAACUAGGCAUCAUGUCCACAAAUGGCCAAGGCAGAGACCCUGAUAUUGAACUUUUUGUCAAGGCAGGCAGUGAUGGGGAAAGCAUUGGAAACUGUCCUUUCUCCCAACGGCUCUUCAUGAUCCUUUGGCUCAAAGGAGUCGUGUUCAACGUCACCACUGUCGACCUCAAGAGGAAGCCAGCAGAUCUACACAACCUAGCCCCAGGGACUCACCCUCCUUUCCUGACCUUCAAUGGAGAGGUCAAGACUGAUAUCAACAAAAUCGAAGAGUUUAUUGAGGAAAUGCUCUGUCCCCCAAAGUAUCCCAAACUGUCCGCCAAACACAAAGAGUCCAACACAGCUGGAAAUGAUAUCUUCGCCAAGUUCUCAGCUUUCAUCAAGAACACCAAAUCAGAGGCCAAUGCUGUCCUAGAGAAAGGUUUAACAAAGGCCCUGAAGAAGUUGGAUGACUACCUUAACAGCGCAUUGCCAGAAGAGAUUGAUGCAGACAGCAUGGAGGAAGAGAAAGGCUCCAACCGGUGCUUCCUGGAUGGGAAUGAGUUCACUCUUGCAGACUGCAAUCUGCUGCCUAAACUGCACAUAGUCAAAGUUGUUGCUAAGAAGUACCGCAACUACGAUAUCCCCGCAGACAUGACGGGUGUGUGGCGGUAUCUGAAAAACGCCUACACACAUGAUGAGUUCACCAACACCUGUGCUGCGGAUGAGGAGAUCGAGAUGGCCUACAAAGAUGUGGCGAGGAAACUGGCCUCGUCAACUCGUCAGCUGACCCGAGCUCAAACAAAAUAGAGUAGCAGCGCACACCACACACACAUAAAAAAAAAUCACCUAUAAACAUACACGUGACUCUUCUUUUGAUUCUUCUUCAGUGGCAUUUUCAGGAAAAUGAAGUUUUUCUCUGUUGUAGUGAAUGAGUUAGAUGUCACAGAUGCUUUACUGCUCCAGAUGUGAGACUUCAGAGGUUCAUUACAUAAUGUAUAUGGUAACGCAAUUACAGAAACAGACACUGUGAAACUAAAGUGGCACAAAAGAUAAAUCAAGUACAUUUAACUUAAUUCACAAUCUUGAGUCCAGAUUUAAAUUUUGCUGCUGUAAAAAUUCUGAGCUAACGCUUUUUGCUCACUCGUGAUUGUGUCUGUAUUUAUUUCUCAUAACACAAAGCUCUCUUUCAUGGAUACUCCUGCUGCCCACACGGACAAACAUUUUACUAGCUGCUAAUGUUAAGGUUGUUCACUUUAUUUAUUCCUAAGCCCACAGAGGUCUAGUCUGACUCCACUGUUUAUUAUAAAGUUCUGGUACUGGGGAGACACCUUGAUUCAUCUGUGACUGAUGUUCUAAACUGUUUGCAAUGGGCAGAUCCAUUUUGACUUUGAUUCCUUACUGUAGGCAUUGCUGUAGUUGUGUUCCCUCAAGCUUAUACUUAUCUUAGAUUUAUGGCAGCUUCUAAAAGCGUGAUAUUAAAAAUGUCAAUAUACUCAAUGAUAGUUCAAAAGAACAAAAAUGAGCUGAUCAAGGCAUCAAUAGCUUAGAACAAAGCUUGUUUCUGAAUUGUUUGCAUGCAUGAAUCAGUUUUAAAAGGUAAUUAAAUUUGAUAUAUGCAGCCUAUUUUUAAGAUAUGGAAAAGCCUCAACUACUGUAUGUGCCUUUAUUUUGAAGCACUGAAACGCCAUGCCAAUGUCACUUAUAGAAUUAUUCUGAAAAAUGUAUUACAGCCAGAGACAUUUGUUUUGCCUCUAGCUAUUAGUGCUCAUUCUAGGUAUUGAUUUUGUCUUGAGUUACAUGAUAUUAUGAAUGGAGAGCGUAUUUACUUAGCAGUCCCAAUCAAGCCUGAUUAGGUAGAGCCAUUAGUGCUGCGAUGAAAAGCGUCUUCCAGGCCAGGUCCACAAUGGCCAGGAGCCCUGCCCUCCAGCCCUUCAUCAGAGAGACAUUUCCUCUGUGCUGAGGAGUCUAUCAACCUCAACAGGCUCUGAAAGUUUAAGUUCAAAAGCUUCAUUGUCCACACAGAGGAUGGAAAUUGCCUUGGGGCUUAUCAUCUUUGGCCUGGUGUCAGGUUGCAACAAUAGCAAGGUUUCCUUGAAGAACCUUAAGGCUCUUGUGUGGUUUGGACAAACAUAUGAUAUGAAAUUGGAGCAUGAUGACUUGGCUUGC